Molecule: messenger RNA, 1163 nt
Organism: Pistacia vera
Lineage: Eukaryota; Viridiplantae; Streptophyta; Magnoliopsida; Sapindales; Anacardiaceae
Product: ras-related protein RABA5b-like
Exons: 2
Coding region: 258-914 (218 amino acids)
Cellular component (GO): endosome
Molecular function (GO): GTP binding; GTPase activity
Source: RefSeq, a predicted model, not a curated record
UGAUGAAUUUCAUCUGGCACCAACCCAACCAAACUCAUCAAAUGCUUAUCUAUUCAAUCCAACUAUCCAUCUGCGGUAACUAAAGCCACUUAACUGAAGCACCAUCUCCUCCCAACCUCAACUCAAUAUUAGAGUCAAAGCCGCACCAAAAUAUUCCCCCGCCAAUUACGCAGUCUUGUCCGUGCCAAUUUUUUCCCCCUUCAAAAUUAAAACCCCACUUCACAUUCUCAUCGAAACGCACAAGCGCCUCUCCAACAAUGGGGAAAGAAGAGCAAGAAGGUGAAGAGUACUUGUUCAAGAUUGUGUUAAUAGGUGACUCGGCGGUGGGAAAAUCAAACCUACUGUCACGGUUUGCAAGGAAUGAGUUUGAUAAUAAUUCAAAGGCGACUAUCGGAGUAGAGUUUCAGACGCAGGUGGUGGAGAUUGAUGGGAAAGAAGUGAAGGCACAGAUCUGGGACACUGCUGGUCAAGAGAGGUUCAGAGCUGUUACUUCUGCUUACUAUAGAGGUGCUGUUGGUGCACUUGUUGUUUAUGACAUUACCAGAAGAAGUAGCUUUGAUAGCAUUAAACGCUGGCUUGAAGAGCUAACCACUCAUUGUGAUACUACGGUGGCAAGAAUGCUGGUAGGAAAUAAGUGUGAUUUGGAGAAUAUAAGAGAUGUUAGCGUAGAGGAAGGUAGAAGCCUUGCAGAAGAAGAGGGAUUAUUCUUCAUGGAGACAUCUGCACUUGAGUCUACUAAUGUUCAAACGGCUUUUGAGAUUGUUAUCCGGGAAAUUUACAGCAACAUUAGCAAGAAAGUCAUAAACUCUGAUGCAUACAAAGCUGAGUUGUCCGGCAACCGAGUCACUUUGGUCAAGGAUGGGGCCAACUCAUCAAAGGAAAGUAUGAUCAAUUUCUCAUGCUGCACCAGAUGAGCUCUGUUCAUUUCACCUGAUAUUUUUACCAAGUUUUUCCAAUUUUGAUGAAAGUUUUCAUUAGGGUAAGCUAUAAAACAUGAUUGUAUUUCUAUUUCUAAAGCCAAUUAUUCUGAAUGUCUUACGAUUGUUUACCAAAUACAAUUGAGAGCUUUUAAUAAAAAGGAUCUCACAGUUUACAUACUCAUAGGCAACUAAAGUGUAUCAACCUGCCAAUCUACUAUCAAAAUCACAUAAAUUCUGUUCUGC